This is a messenger RNA of Rotaria socialis, 657 nucleotides long. NCBI's taxonomy places the organism in Eukaryota, Metazoa, Rotifera, Eurotatoria, Philodinida, Philodinidae. The record is from the annotation of a GenBank genome assembly.
AUGAUGUAUCUUGGACCACAAAUGAUAAAAUCCAAUGGUCCUUAUAAGUUUAAAAUUCAUGCUGAUGAAAUUUUAAUCUUACAAGCUCACACUAUGACUGGCACUAAGUCGAUUUUCAAAGGAUGUCUAAAGCCCAAUGAUGAAUUCACCUUCAAAUCAUAUCGUUUGAUUGCUCGUCAUCUUGCUAUUACUAUCUAUAUCAAUGGAAUCAUUGACCAGCACAUUUUUGUUUGCUGUGAAAAAGGCUUCGUUAACCAAUCUCAUUUUCAGACAAGAAGAAGUUCAUGCCAACUUCUAUCGAUUACCGGAGGAAUACCAUGUGAGACUUGUCAAUCGCAUGAAUUGAUAAAGUUUUUCCCAAAUGAACUGGAACAGAAUGAUGCCAAUCAUAUCAGACUUACCAGUGCUCAAUCAGUUUCUCGAUCGUCAUCUACGAUAUCCAUCAAAGAUACGGCAGAAGAGCUAACGCCUGCCAAGUUAGCUUCCAGCCCAUUAACAAAGUCUAAACCAGUUAAAGUUAAAACGAAAGAUAAUAUCGAACAGACGCCAUUACCAGAUACUACUUCCGCUAAAUACAAUCCGAUCAAAGACUCAAGCAACACUGAAGUAAUCACACCAACAUUGAAUAAUACCAGAUGGUCAUCAUCAUUUACUUAA